UUUUUAUUUAAAUUUCGCGUGUUUUGUUCGUAUUGUCCAAAUUUUUUUAGAUUUGCCUAAUAUUUUUUUUAGAUUAAUCAUCUAUCACGAUAAGAAAAGUUUAAAAAAUAAAAAAUUAGGACCAAAAGUAAAAAAAAAAAAAAAAAAAAAAAAAAGCUCAGUAUGAAACAAUAGACUUUUUUUUGUCUAAACUAUCAUCAUAUACGAAUUUUUUCAACAUUGAUCUAUGUUUUUAUACUUAUUCGAUUCAUUUGACGAAUAAUUAAUGUUAAAAAUUAUAGUAAAAAUUGAACAAAAAAUUACGAAAAAUAAAAACUACCAAAAAAAAGUUAUGGACAAAAAAUACUACUAGUUUAUUAAAAAUUAACAAAUCAAGUUAUAGCCGUGAAAACUUUCAAUGCAAUGAUAAUUUGUAAUGUCUCUCUCAUAUGGUGUGAGACUUAUACAUGCAUAAAAUCUACAUCUUGUGAGAGGACGUUACAAAUAAUCGUUGUAUUGAAGAUUUUUUCGUACCAUAGCGGAUAGCAUAGAGAGUCCAAAACGAAUAUUUCCACAUUUUCAUAGGAUUAAGUCGGCAGUAUUUUUGUCAUUUUUAUUCUCAGUAUCUAGUAGUAAUUAUUAUAAUGUCAAAUUUUAAUUUUGAGAGGAAAAAAGAGCUUUUCUUUCUUGCAUCCCAAACAAGACAUACUGGGUCUCAUCUUCUAGACACACCAUUAUAUGUAUUCAGCUGUUUCUUUCUCCUCCUCUCAGAUUUCGUCGCUGCGAAGGCACAAAACGUUCUUCUUCUGCUCUUCUUCCCCCGUUGAAAAUCCUUUGAGAAAUGGAAGCGAAGAUUGGGAAAUUCUUCGAGUCGGUGGGCAGCUUCUUCACCGGCGGCGACCACAUCCCUUGGUCCGAUGGCGACAUCGUUGUCGGUUGUGAACGAGAGGUUGCUGAGGCUGAGAAAGGUUCCUCUGAUGAGCUUAAGAGUGAAUGUAUCAUGAGGUUAUCGUGGGCUCUUGUUCACUCAAGAAGACCAGAAGAUGUGCAGCGUGGGAUUGCUAUGCUUGAAGCUUCUCUGUCUGGUGUUUCCAGCCCACUGCAAAUGAGAGAGAAACUUUAUCUCCUGGCUGUUGGAUAUUAUAGAAGUGGGGACUAUUCAAGGAGCCGGCAGCUUGCUGAGCGUUGUUUGGAGAUUGCACCUGAUUGGAGGCAAGCUCUAACCCUUAAGAAAGCAAUUGAAGAUCGGAUUACAAAAGAUGGAGUAAUAGGAGUUGGCAUUGCUGCAACUGCUAUAGGACUAUUGGCUGGUGGGAUUGCGGCGGCUGUGUCUCGCAAGAAAUGAUAUCAUGCUUUAUUAAACCGUUGUAACAUCAAAACUCACUGGAGUUACCAUCCUGUCCCCGAACCCAUGUUGAAUUUCUUCUAAUCUCCUCAUGUUUUGCUUUCUGCCAUGUACAAAGAUUGAUGGUUUUGUUCUAUGACGUGCAAAUAUUGAUGGUUUACUUUCAUGUAUAGCAUGGAUAGCUAAGAACCCUGUUUCCAUCAGGAUGUGCUUAAUCUACAUUUGACGGAUCUAGCUAUCUAGUCA
This is a messenger RNA of Rhododendron vialii, 1570 nucleotides long. RefSeq names its product mitochondrial fission 1 protein A-like. The record is from RefSeq and is a predicted model, not a curated record. Gene Ontology annotation, cellular component: peroxisomal membrane; mitochondrial outer membrane. Bases 821 to 1324 code for a protein of 167 amino acids. The transcript is spliced from 5 exons. Gene Ontology annotation, biological process: peroxisome fission; autophagy of mitochondrion; mitochondrial fission. Gene Ontology annotation, molecular function: protein binding. Lineage: Eukaryota; Viridiplantae; Streptophyta; Magnoliopsida; Ericales; Ericaceae.